Moneuplotes crassus is the source of this 293-nucleotide messenger RNA. The record is from the annotation of a GenBank genome assembly. Lineage: Eukaryota; Ciliophora; Spirotrichea; Euplotida; Euplotidae.
GCAAAUGAAAUAAUAAAAGUCGGAACUAUUAUUAUUAUUUAUAAUCUAAAAUGGCCAAGUCAAAGAAUCAUACGGCUCAAAACCAGAAUAAGAAGGACCACAAGAACGGUAUCAAGAAGCCAAAGAGACAGAGAUAUACCUCUCUUAAAGGAGUCGAGAGAAAAUUCAGAAGAAACAGAAGAAAAGCCAUUAAGGGUAUGCUCAAGGCCCAAGCCAAGCAGAAUGCUGAAUCUAAGUAAAGGGAAUAACUAAAAAUAUUAUUUUCUAACCCUCUUAUUUUUCGUUGGCCAAUG